Messenger RNA from Candida albicans SC5314, 1314 nucleotides. RefSeq lists its product as uncharacterized. Gene Ontology annotation, molecular function: protein binding. Bases 1 to 1314 code for a protein of 437 amino acids. NCBI's taxonomy places the organism in Eukaryota, Fungi, Ascomycota, Pichiomycetes, Serinales, Debaryomycetaceae. The record is from RefSeq and is a predicted model, not a curated record. The transcript has a single exon.
AUGUCGAAACAAACAACCCAUAUACAUAAGUUAAUUGCUGAUUAUCUUAAGGAGAACAACUACUUAGAGACUUUAAAACAAUUUGAAAAUGAACAUGGAAAUCCUAUCCCUGCCACUAAAUUGUUAGAUGAAUCAUUAUCAGAUAUAAUCAAUGAUCGAAUUCAAUACAACACUCUUUUGGACGAUAAUAAGACAAAUGAAGGAGUCAUUAAUGUAAAUGAUGAGUUAGCACCGGAAUUAAAAGUGAUUAUCACUCAACAGUUUUCAAAUUGGAUCACACCAUUUCCUCAUCAGCCUAGUAAAUUGAUUGAUAUUGAUGGGUUAGUGAUCAGUUCUUGCCAUGAUAAGAAAAAUGAGUUGAUAUAUUUGAGUAGCAAUGAUUGUAAAGUCUAUGUUAUUAAACAGAAACAAAUUAUUCACACUUUGAAAAUGCCAGUGGUUAUUAAAAAGAUAUUGACUAUUGGUAAUAGCGAUAAAAUGGUGUUAGUGGGAAUGAAUGGAAUUUUAUAUUUAAGAGAAAGAGGUACACUAGAAGAAAUUGAUCAAUUCCAAGCACACAAAAGGUUAAUUGUUGAUGCCAAAUCUAUCACUUUUCAAAAUCGCAACUACUUGAUUACAUUAGGCUGGGAUUUCCAUCUUCGAUUGAUUUUGCUAAAUGAAAACAAUACUGAUCAAAAUGAGGUUCAGAGAUUUGAAAUAUUAUCUGAAUUGAAAUUAAAACAACAGGGGUCAUGCUUAGACGUGACAGUGUAUCAAGAUCAAUUGGUGAUUAUAUUAGGUAAAACAGAAAACACAUUAUUGGAUGUUAUCACAAUGAGUGGAAAAGAUUCCCGUGAGUUGACAUUAGUUCAUAAGAUUUCCCUCAAUGACGCUGAAUUCACCGCAGCAGGAUUUUCACCAAGGUGUUUAAUGAUUGAAAACUCCGGACAUGUACCAUUAAUUGCCGUGGGCACGUCCCACGAACCAUAUAUGCGUUUAAUUAUUGUUCCCUUGCAAGAUCUUGCCAAUGAACCUUCCAUCAAAAGAAAUCAAAUCAUAAAGAAUUUGAAUACCAUGUCUCCCCAAGACAGAUACUCGCAACCCAUAAUAGCAUGGAGACUACAAAAAUCGGAUAAUAACAAAGCAAGUGGAGUAUGGGUGAUGGGUGAUGAUGGGACAAUUAGAGGUAUUGAUAUAGUUGAAGAUCAAGUUAUAGUUGAGCUCAAAGACGGUCACCAAGGUAAAAUAAAAGAUUUUAUUACUUUUAUUGACGAGGAUUCAGUGGAGAAGUUGAUAACAAGUGGUAUAGAUAGGGAGAUAGUAACGUGGAGAUGA